UUUUAUAAUCUUAUUUUGUUUAUAAUUAUCUUAUUAUCGAUUGUUGGCACCAUCUUUUGAUGCGAGCGAAUCUAACCACACUUUCUCGUGUCCCGCAACAUUUUUCUGAUAAACACUUCAAAAUUCCGCAAUAAAAAUGUUAAAACUACAAAAUUUCAAACGAAUACUCCAACAAAAUGAUAAACUACAAAGAUGUUUAUGCAGUGCAGCACCGAAAGACCCGAAAACAUCCAUGUCAAUUGAAUUAACAAAAUCAUCUGUGAUUCAAACCAAACAACAAGCGAAAGCUGAGCUUGCUACUAAAGAAGAUAUGAAGUGGAGAACACCAUGGCAUGAAAAGGAAGGCGAGUAUUACACAAUGCUGCGGUUUUACGAUGACAAGCCAGCCUCACCGUUUUUGCGUUUUGUCCAGCAACCUUUUGAUAUGUCUCCAAGUGCAUUCAAAGGUUGGUGGGCCAAGAAAAAGGAGCGAGAAGCCAUUGCACUCCAGCAAUAUCUACCAGAAAGACAUGCAAUGCUUGGUAGUGAAUUGGCAGCAGCCCAUUUUCUCGUUCACAGAGGCGCGGCUGUGAAAUUCUUUGGUGAUGACAAGUGGAUUAAAGCCAAUGCACUCAAUGAUUAUGAACUGCCCAAAAAGUAUCAGGAUGAUUUGUAUCUACAGGCAAUUGAUUGCACUGAUGUAGAGUUAUAUUAUGAGGGUAUGGUGAAUUUAAAGAAUUUGAAGAGUCUGGAGUGGCUGAGUCUGAAUGGGUGUGAGAAAUUGGAUGAUUGGGCACUGGAUAGAAUUGGAAACAUUUUUAGUCAUUCACUGCUGUAUUUGGACCUUAGAAAUAUUCCUGAUAUUACACACAGGGGUAUUGAGGCUCUGUGCAAGUUGGAACAUUUGAAGAUUUUGUAUAUUGAUGAUAUCUUUGCUUCUAAAGAGUUUGAAAUGACUUGUUUAUUGUUACAAGAACAUAAUCCCAGUUUAGAUAUACGAAUUGAGUAUUAAUAUGUAUAUUGUAUGGAUAACAAUAAAGUUGUUAAAUUAUUGAAUAACUUA
This is a messenger RNA of Dalotia coriaria, 1042 nucleotides long. RefSeq names its product distal membrane-arm assembly complex protein 2. NCBI's taxonomy places the organism in Eukaryota, Metazoa, Arthropoda, Insecta, Coleoptera, Staphylinidae. The record is from RefSeq and is a predicted model, not a curated record.